This is a messenger RNA of Pangasianodon hypophthalmus (striped catfish), 2238 nucleotides long. RefSeq names its product arrestin domain containing 1a (gene arrdc1a). Gene Ontology annotation, molecular function: ubiquitin protein ligase binding; ubiquitin-like ligase-substrate adaptor activity. The record is from RefSeq and is a predicted model, not a curated record. Gene Ontology annotation, cellular component: cytoplasm. Lineage: Eukaryota; Metazoa; Chordata; Actinopteri; Siluriformes; Pangasiidae. Gene Ontology annotation, biological process: protein transport. The transcript is spliced from 8 exons. Bases 217 to 1593 code for a protein of 458 amino acids.
AGGUGAUACUUGUAACGCCCUUCCGGGGUGACGUCACGCGGAAAGUCAAGUGCGCAGGUGGAACGUUUCCUCCCCGCACAUACUCUCUCUCUCUCUCUCUCUCUCUCUCUCUCUCUCUCUCUCUCUCUCUCUCUCUCUCUCUCUCUCUCUCUCUCUGUGUGUUUGUGGAUCAGUUUCGUUCAGCCACCCGAGUGAGGUGGUGGGAAGAAAAGAAAGAUGGGGAAGCUUCAGGAAUUUCAGAUCACUCUAAACAACAACAAAGUGGUUUAUAGUCCUGGUGAAUCCAUUUCCGGGACGGUGAAGAUCUCCACUGCUCAGCCUAUCCAAUGCAAAGCAAUCAAGGUGAACUGCCACGGGUCCUGCGGCGUGACCAGCAAAGUGAACGACACGGACUGGCUCGAGGAGGAGCAGUACUUCAACAGCUCUCUCUCCGUGGCUGAUAAAGGCACUCUGAAACAGGGUGAACACAUAUUCCCCUUCAAGUUUCUCAUACCAGCCACAGCUCCAACGUCAUACGAAGGGUCAUAUGGAAAGAUUAUGUACAAAAUUCGAGCAUUUAUCGACACGCCUCGCUUCUCAAAAGACUACAAGACAGAGAAGCCCUUCUACAUGCUGAACAACGUUAACCUUAAUGAAGUGCCUGACAUCUAUGAGCCAAACUCUGCAAAUAUAACUAAGAAUUUCACAUAUAUGCUGGUGAAGAAUGGGACGGUGGUCCUGGUGGCUAAAACGGACCAGCGUGGAUACACUGCAGGUCAGGUCAUUAAAGUGUCCACAGAGAUCGACAACCAAUCGGGGAAGAACACGGGCCAUGUUGUGGCUUGUUUAAUUCAGAGAGUGACAUAUCACACGAAGAAACCGACACAUGAAGUGAGAACGAUAGCAGAAGUGGAGGGAGCUGGAGUGAAGGCAGGCAAACAGGCCGAGUGGAAAGAGCAGAUUAUCGUUCCUCCUCUUCCACAGUCAUCUCUGGCUGGAUGUAACCUCAUCGAGAUGAACUAUUUCAUCCAGGUCUCUUUGAAGUACCCGGAAAUGUUACUGACGCUGCCAAUUCAUAUCGGGAACAUUGCAGUUGAUCCGAGUCUCCGUCCUCCUCCUAAAGCCACCAAAGCCUCCAAGACAGCUCCCACUCCAGCACCACGGACUAACCCAGGAUCUCCUACAUCAGUGAACGCCCCUGCUGCUUCUCCUCCUCCAUCCUCCUCCCCCAGCCUGCCUCCCCGGCCCGCCCCCCGGCCCCGGCCCCGCAGCAUGUGUGUCACUCCGAGCGCGCCCCCAGCAGAGCCAGACAUGAUGGGAGCCGGGGAUCGGCAGAGCGAAGAGAUUUCUACUAAGGUCCACUCUCAGCAUCAGGGUCCCAUGUCUCCCAGCGCUUUUAGCUACGCCCCGGGCCUCGUGUUCCCACAGAGUAACAGCAACCCUUCUGCGCCUCACUUCUCCCUCUCUACCGGUGCCACCAUCCCCUUCUUUACCGAAGGAAACGGCCCACCCGUGCCCACCUCCUGCCCCUUCAUCCUGCCUCCGGAUUAUAGAAGCUCAGCACAACCGCUUGAGCCUCCACCAGCUUAUGAAGACAGCUUUCUCACCACAUAAAUGAUCUCUGCUCUGUACUAAACAACAGCUGAUGACUCAUUUUGGGACUGACGUCCUUUCCUAACCACAUUUACUGCACUUUUUGGACAUUGUAUUCACACUGGAAGUCCGUGAUCAGAGCAAACAGGUUCACUGAAAGAUUUCUUUGUGAAGCGUGGAGUGGCAUGUUAACUCCAAUAUUCUCUAACUCUGAAUAUCUUAACAUUUUGAUUCUUCUUGUUUUUUUUCUUAUUCUUCUUGUUCAUGGGAGAUAUUGUGUUCAUUUUUAUUCGUUGUAUACAUUGGUUUAUAGCCACUGAAAAAUGUUGGUGUUUUAAAUUAACAAAUAAAAAUGUUAUUUUAUGAUUUCACCUCUUACAGGCAUUAGUAAUGGGUCCUGUUUCAUUUUAAAAAAGUUUUUAGAGGUUGAACUAAACAAUUUUGUUUUUAAUACACUGCAAGUUUCUAGGAAAUAAAGGAAAUAACUUUUAUUUGCUUUUCAUUAGCUUUCCUUUUUCUCUGUGCUUCAACUGAAGAUACUUGUGAAACGUAAGCGCUAUUAUUUUCCAGUCAUUUAAAUACAGACAAGAAUUAAUACUUUGAUUUCAGUACCAAAUGCAAUAAACUGUAAAAUAACGUUGUAAUAAAACUGUUUUUAAUAAAACA